GCCAGACGUAAACUUCGAAUAUUAUAAUGAUACGGAUAAUCUGCAAAUUUAUAUGUUAAGAAUUUCUGAAGGUCUUUAUGAUAUCUCUGACGAAAUCAAUGAUGACCUUCUAUUAUCUUAUGACCAUGAAGGCAAGAUAGUAGCUGUUGAAAUAUAUGAAGUAUCAAAGUUAUUACAUGCAUCCUUCGUUCAAGGAAAUCCACACUUUGUGAUUAAUCACAUCUAUCAUGAAGAUUCUAAUAUUUUGAGGUUUAAUUUCGUUAAAAGUACUCCAAUCAUGGUAAAUUUCAAGAAAACCGAGGUGGAGGAUAUUGAGGUGGGAAUUGAUAACGCUGGAAAGCUUGUUAGUUUACUCUUUUAUAAUGCUAGUAGUAAA
This is a messenger RNA of Funneliformis mosseae, 376 nucleotides long. The record is from the annotation of a GenBank genome assembly. NCBI's taxonomy places the organism in Eukaryota, Fungi, Glomeromycota, Glomeromycetes, Glomerales, Glomeraceae.